AUGUUGAUCACAGAAGACUUUUGUGUCAAAAUCUUGGAUAAGUGCCCAGAUAUCAAACAAUUGAAAAGGAUACACUGUAGGUUAAUUAUCGAUGGAAAUCUCCUCUCGGCUUCGCAUAUUGCUCUGAAACUAAUGAAAGCUUAUUCUGAGUGUCGCCAAAUCGCUGUCACCCGCCAACUGUUUGAUGAAUUUCCUCAAAAAGAUGUUGUCUUUUUCAAUGUCAUGAUUAGAAGCUACGUAAACAAUGUAUUCUACGAUAGAGCACUUCAUAUGUACAGAAAUAUGUUCAAGUUCAACAUUAACCCUGAUCAUUUCACAGUUCCUCAAGUUUUAAAAGCAUGUUCCGGGUCUGAGAAUUUAUGGGUCGGAUUACAAACCCAUGUUGCUGUUUUUAAGAAGGGUCUGCAUUCAAAUCUUUAUGUAGGGAAUGGAUUGAUUACAAUGUAUGGGAAAUGUAAUAGGUUACUGGAAGGUCGCAAGGUGUUUGAUGAAAUGCCUAGUAGAGAUGCUGUCUCAUGGAAUGCUAUGGUUGCUGCAUACGCUCAAAAUGGGAUUUUCGAUCUUGCUCUGGAGGUUUGUAGGACAAUGAUAAAAUCCUCUAGCUUAAAACCGAAUGCAGGCACGAUGGCUAGCCUUUCUCCUGCUGUAACAAGUUCAACAUCUCCUAACAACGUUAUGUUUAUGAAGGAAAUGUUCAUGAACCAUGCUCGAGAGAGUUUAGUUUCUUGGAAUGUGAUGAUGGCUGUGUAUGUUCACAAUUCGUUGCCCACAGAUGCAGUUGAUCUUUAUUUGCAAAUGGAGACCUAUGGAAUUUCCCCAGAUUCCGUUACAGUUGCUAGUGUUCUACCUGCUUGUGGGGAUCUUUCAGCUUUAUUGCUAGGGAGAAAGAUUCAUGAAUAUGUACAAAGGAAGAGGCUUCUUCCUAAUCUAAUACUAGAGAAUGCCUUGAUUGAUAUGUAUGCCAAAUGUGGAUCUUUAAAUGAGGCAAGAAAGGUGUUCGAUAAAAUGGGGACCCGAGAUAUUGUGUCAUGGACUUCUAUGGUCUCUGCUUAUGGCAUGACCGGAGACGGUCAAACUGCUAUACGGGUGUUUUCAGAAAUGCAGGACUCAGGUCUGAUCCCUGAUUCCAUUUCCUUUGUUCCGGUCCUAUCAGCCUGCAGCCAUGCUGGAUUGUUAAAUCAGGGGAAACAAUUCUUCAAAUUGAUGACGGAGGAAUAUAAAAUUGUUCCGAGGCUUGAACACUUGGCUUGUAUGGUUGAUUUACUAGGGCGGUCUGGGAGAAUCGAUGAAGCUUAUGACUUUAUUAGGAGGAUGAAAACGAACCCAAAUGAUAGAAUUUGGGGGGCUUUGUUGAGUGCUUGUAAGGUUCACUCUAACAUGGAUAUUGGGCUUAUUGCAGCAGAUCAUCUCUUACAAUUGGUCCCUGAGCAAGCUGGGUAUUACGUAUUGUUGUCGAAUAUAUAUGCAAAAGCCGGUAGAUGGAAAGAUGUGACGAAUAUUCGUUCAAUUAUGAAAGCCAGAGGGGUCAAGAAGGUCCCAGGUGUUAGUAAUGUUGAGCUUAAUAAUCAAGUUCACUCCUUUCUUGCUGGUGAUCAAUCCCAUCCACAAUCUAAAGAGAUUUAUCAAGAAUUAGAUGUAAUUGUGGGGAAAAUGAGAGAGUUGGGGUAUGUAGCCGAGACGGAUUCUGCACUUCAUGAUAUAGAGGAGGAAGAUAAAGGAAACCAUCUUGCAGUUCAUAGUGAGAAGCUGGCUAUUGUGUUUGUGAUUAUAAACACGAAACCUUUUACGCUUAUUAGAAUCACCAAGAAUCUGCGUGUUUGUGAGGAUUGUCAUAUAGCUGCUAAGCUCAUCUCCAUAAUCGUUGAACGCGAAAUCAUACUUCGGGAUACAAAUCGCUUUCAUCAUUUCAAGAAUGGCAUUUGCUCGUGUGGUGACUAUUGGUGAGAUGGUAAGUGAAAGAUUGUGGGGGGUGUUAGCCAUCCAUCAAAUACUUUCCUUUUUUUGUGCACUUUUUGCUCAAACUUCUCGAGGAUUUCCCACAAGCAAUUAAGUUAGCUAGAUGGCACAAGCCACUAGAUUUUAAAGCUAAAUGGAGAAGAAUGAUGCUUGAUUCAAGAACUGGGUUCUGCAGGACCUGCAUCUUUCAUGAGUCUUGAAGUGUCUAUAAAACAAUGUCAUGUCUGAAAAGGCUCGAAAAACCUGUUGGAGUUCCAUGUCGGCUAGACUUGAUAAUGUGUG
Messenger RNA from Cynara cardunculus var. scolymus (artichoke), 2238 nucleotides. RefSeq names its product putative pentatricopeptide repeat-containing protein At3g49142. Gene Ontology annotation, molecular function: zinc ion binding; RNA binding; protein binding. The record is from RefSeq and is a predicted model, not a curated record. Lineage: Eukaryota; Viridiplantae; Streptophyta; Magnoliopsida; Asterales; Asteraceae. The coding region runs from base 1 to 1944 and encodes 647 amino acids. Gene Ontology annotation, biological process: RNA modification. The transcript has a single exon.